This is a messenger RNA of Photinus pyralis (common eastern firefly), 1312 nucleotides long. Its product is annotated as nuclear pore glycoprotein p62. Gene Ontology annotation, cellular component: nuclear pore; nuclear pore central transport channel. The transcript has 6 exons. The coding region runs from base 85 to 1188 and encodes 367 amino acids. Gene Ontology annotation, molecular function: structural constituent of nuclear pore; phospholipid binding. Gene Ontology annotation, biological process: protein import into nucleus; RNA export from nucleus. The record is from RefSeq and is a predicted model, not a curated record. NCBI's taxonomy places the organism in Eukaryota, Metazoa, Arthropoda, Insecta, Coleoptera, Lampyridae.
AAAAUCCCUAGACAAAUCAAUCAAAAUUUAGGGUUAUUUGCAGAAACAACUUUUUUUAAAAUUAUAAAUCGAAAACCCGUUAAAAUGUCGUUUAGUUUUGGGACUUCUACCACUAAAAGUGCAACUGGGUUUACAUUACCAGUAAAUACAACUGCAGGAGCAACUCCAGCCAAGUUUAGUUUUUCUGGAGGAGCUGGUGAUCCGAAUAGCACGAGUGGAACUGAAGCCAAAGCACCUAAUUUGUUUGGUUCAAGUUUUGGUUUAAGCAGUACUACGGUUACUACAUCUACACCGUCUACUUUCCUUGGUCCUUCCCUUACGACAUCAGCUUCAACCGGACUCACUUUCGGUCAAUCAGCCACUCCAUCUGCUCCUCAGUUUAGUUUAGGUUCGAGUCUCGCAACUACUACGACUACCGCCUCUAGCAUUCUAAACUUUGGUGCAACACCAAUCAGCUCUGCAGCACCUGCUUUCUCGUUAACAUCAACAACUACUACAACCUCCACACCUAUAAGUUUCUCGACGUUAGGUGCUGUUUCAACAUCUGCACCAGCAUUCCCCGCGGGAACAGCCUUAACAACUUUAACCACAUCAGGCAUUUCAACAUUACCAGCUACUGGUUCUAUGACAUUUGCGCAACUGGAAGACACAAUUAAUAAAUGGACUUCUGAUCUAGAAGAGCAAGGAAAACUGUUCGGAAAUCAGGCUCGUCACCUCAACGCUUGGGACCGACUACUAAUCUCAAACGCGGAAAAGAUUUUAGGAGUCAGUAACGGAAUAGAACGUAUCAAACAGCAACAAGAUCAAUUGGAUCAAGAUCUUGAUUUUGUAUUGGCACAGCAGAAGGAACUGGAAGAUUGCAUCGCUCCUUUAGAAAAAGAACUGAGUGAAAUUGUUGUAAGCGACGUUGACAGAGAUCAGACUUACAAAUUAGCUGAAAAUAUCGAUACUCAAUUGAAACAAAUGUCAGAGGAUUUAAAGGAAAUAAUCGAACAUUUAAAUGAGGAUACCAAUAAAGUGCAGGAAGCAUCUGAUCCGAUUGCUCAAAUUGGACGCAUAUUAAAUGCACAUAUGAAUUCCCUACAGUGGAUUGAUCGGAACACCUCUCAAAUAAGUUCACAUUUGGAUGAAAUAUCGAAAAUGCACGAUCUUAACCGUAGAAACCAUGAAACAUUGCAUGGAGCAUAACUUACCUAUUUUGUUUAUUGUUUUGUAUUGAUUCAACAUUCAAUUAAAGAACAAGUUUUGGUUACUACUGAAACAGAAAAAUACAUUGUCAAAUAUUGUGUUAAAUUAUAGUUAUCAGUCUUUU